Molecule: messenger RNA, 367 nt
Organism: Didymodactylos carnosus
Lineage: Eukaryota; Metazoa; Rotifera; Eurotatoria; Philodinida; Philodinidae
Source: the annotation of a GenBank genome assembly
AUGCUUGGUGUGCUUCGUUCCCGCAUAUAUAAAAAAGGGCCUUGGUAAAUCCUUGGCUCCUUCCUUGCAUCCUGUGGUUGAGUAGGGUAGGUUGUGAGUAAACUGCCCAUAGAGCCGCCUAUAAUUUAUAGGAUAGGAUAGGAUAGGGGGGGGGCCUUCUCUGAUCCUUCGAUCAGUUGGGCGUUGGGGCAUAUUAUUGCUAGCAAGCUGAUGCGGCCCUAUCAAUUCUAUGGCGGCCCUAUCAAUUCUAUAGCGGGCUCGCCCUACAAUUCUAUGGGCCCCUAGAAAUUCUAUGGCCAUAGUUGUUGAGUGGAUGGCUCCCAAGCACGUUGACUAUUAUUCCUGCCCCUAUUAUUGAAAGGGCCCU